Molecule: messenger RNA, 5441 nt
Organism: Teleopsis dalmanni
Lineage: Eukaryota; Metazoa; Arthropoda; Insecta; Diptera; Diopsidae
Product: UPF0518 protein GG24907
Exons: 7
Coding region: 645-3845 (1066 amino acids)
Source: RefSeq, a predicted model, not a curated record
CGUCAUUGACUUUCUUUUUUCUACAUCCUAAAUGUUUUGUUAAAAUUAAUAAAAGUUUAUCAAUAAAAGCUCUAAUUCUUUCAAACACAGUUCUAUUGUUCUAUUUUACAUUUUUGACGAAUUAUUAACUUAUAAUAUUUAUGUAAAAUAUGUAGAUUGCAUGAAAACAACAGCUCUGCCAAAAGAUAGCAAAACAAGUGCGAAUUAAUUUCAAGAGAGGGGUACCCCAUCAAGCAAUUAAUAAAAAGAGAAAAAGCAAAAAAAAAAAGAAAGAUUUGUAAAUAUUAUAAAUAACUGCAUUAAGCAGUAAUAGCAUUGCUAAGCGUAUCAAUAAACAACGAAAUUAAAACAAAAAAUGCAAUGCACCAGCAAAUGCGCAGCGAUGCGUUAAGUAUUUUGAUUAGUGGAAUUUAUACUGCAUUGAAUUAUUGUUAUGUGUAGUCCACCUGUUACAUAUAUAUAUAUAUAUAUAUAUAUAUAUUAACAGUUAAAUGCAAUCUGUAUUUUUAACGAAAAUGUUAGCAACAAUAUGCAAUAAAAUUCUUUGAUAUGAUUACUAACUUAUGACUAAACAACAGAGCUAUGCAAAUGUUAGACUAAGUUUAAAUAAUACUGCUGAAAGUUGACAGAACAAAAUUUCUAAAAUGAGUUGGUUACGCUCAAGUCCGCUGCGACAAAGCUUAACGCGCAACAACAAUGGCGCAUACCCGACACUUUUUGCGCCUGCAAAUAACAAUACAACAAAUUCUUCAACCAUAUUAAGACAUCGACCUAUAGAUACAGCAGAUUGUGAUCCGCGUGCAUGCUAUGAUAGCUUCUGUAAACAUUGGCAGCAAGCCUAUGAUAUAAUACAGAGAUCAGAUCCACCGCAUAAGUUACCCACACACGACGAUGUCUUAGGUGUAGUUUCACAUCUAGAUUUUAUGGUUACAUUGUUACUAGUAGAAUUGCAUCAUUGCAAUAAAAUAAGUUUACCGAGUGCAGAUGCCACACCACCAGCGCCUUGUUUAGAAUUUAUGUUAAGUGAGAAUUUAUUAGAUAAGCUUUAUGAAUGGGGUUGCACCACUGGACGCUAUGCGAAUGCAGUACGUUUGGAGCAGCUAAAAUUAUAUGAAUUGCUAGUAAGUCAUUCGCGACAUCAGCUUUUGUGUCACGAGCCAUUUCUGCGUCCUUUGUUGAAAAUUUUGGCAUCCAGCCAAGGUGAAAUAUUUCCACCAGAUUUGGAAAAACGUUUAGUUAUAUUACUAAAUCAAUUAUGUGUACUUUUAAUGCAAAAUGUGCACUUAUUGGAUUUGUUCUUCUUCUCGGCAGCACAGGAACAGCAUAAAAAAACUGAUACACCACAUAGUAGUUCAACCAAUUUUAUAAUCUUUUCUUUGCUGAUACCAUACGUACAUCGUGAAGGCAGUUUAGGUCAUCAGGCGAGAGAUGCAUUAUUGCUUUGUAUGGCUUUAUCACAAAAGAAUUCUAAUGUCGGCACGUAUAUAGCACAAUACUCUUCGAUGUGCCCACUACUAGUAACUGGUUUAGGUGGAUUAUAUUCCCGCUUACCUAAUUCAAUAGAGAUAACAUCUAUUGACUGGCAUCGUAUAACUCCAGACGAUGUUACAGAAAUACCCGAGUUGACUUUAUUUAUGAAUGCUUUAGAAUUUUGUAAUGCGGUUGUGCAGGUUGCACACGAAAUGAUCAAAAAUCAAUUGCUGGAUUUUAUGUAUCAAGGUUUUAUCGUACCAGUACUGGGUCCUGCUAUUCUACAGACAUUGAACAGCAAACAUUUCCAGACAAAUAUCGAUUCUCAAAUUUCGGCAAUGUCAUAUUUGGAUUUGAUAUUACGCUCUAUAACGGAACCCGGUCUAUUACGUGCAUUCAUUAAAUUCCUAUUAGACACGGAGAAAUUUGAUGGUGAACGUAUACUUGAUACCUUAGUUGAACGCCUUAGCUCCACAGAUGCCAACUUAUGUAUGGUCACAAUGGCACUAUUCGAUACUCUGCUAGGUUUACAUUGUGAGGAUCUUAUGCUAGAGCUAUUACUGAAAUAUAUGUUACCUGGCAAACAUGUGCCAAUAUCGUAUCGUCAUAAAAUAAAUAUGAUCGAUCCGUAUACGAAUAGUGCACAAUUUUUUCUGGAUCUUACGCCAGAUGUUAUGAAACGUGUUCGUGACCUAACUAAGCACAAAUCUCUUGGUGAUACAGUGACCAAUAACGCAUAUUUACAAUCAAAUCCAUCACUGCCUUCGCCCACAUCGACAAUGAGUAAAACCAUUGGUGCCAAUUGGAAUUAUUAUGGUGUACAUACUGGUGAUAGUUUGUAUUCCAAUAUUCAUGCGUAUCUAUUUGAUGCACAUCAGCGUAUAGCACAAUGCAAAAAUGCUUGUAGCAAUUGGACGAAUAAGUACAAGUACCAGAAAUGGCAAACAAAAGCCAUACGAAAUAAUUUGCAAUCCUUGGAAAUAGUGAAACAGUUUCUUAGUGAAUUCACAGGCGGCACAAUGCUAACCACAGCUAUUAUUAGUAACGAACAGACAAAUAUACUGGAUGGUAAUGAUAAAAAGCAAUUGGAUAGUCUGCAAUCGAUAGGUGAGUCAAGUGGUUAUGAAUCGUUUAAAUGGAGACCAACAGAUGAAGAUGGAGAAGCAACUGAAGCGAUGGCAGCACAAAAUUCUACAGCAACUACAGAUGAAAUGGAACAAAAUUGCAAUGUGAACGGCAAUAAACAUGUGAAAAGAGAAGGCUGGCGUGUAUCGAGUAAUCGCAAUGAUAUAUUACCAACAGAUUUAGAUUUAUCAGAGGAUUUAUUUGCACAAGGGACAGUUAGUUUAGGUCCUUUUCUGAAUGCCGUCUGGGGAAAAUUACAGACUUUCACUAGUAAUACGCUUUAUGUAAAUCUACAUCUGACUGGGCUAAUAUCACGGCUAGCUUGGUACCCGCUACCGCUUAUACACUCAAUACUUUUGCGACCAGAUAUUGUUAUAACAUCGGAUACACCUUCAUUUCAUCAAGUACUACGCAUACUCAAACAACAAAUAGAUGCAGAACUACCUGUAAUAGAAGAUUCACUAGAAAUUAUCGAUGUAGCACGUUCACAUCUUAUAGAUCGAGAAUUUCGUUUGAUAAAUGCACGUAAAGCGGGUGAAAACUCUCCGAUGCAUAGCGCUAUAAGCAAAGCAAAUACCCAACAGCAGACAGUUUAUGCAAAUAUAUCUUCUUCGUCUCCAGUACAAGUAACACCGUCCUCAUCCUAUGAUCCUUUUAGGCGGAACGAUACAAAACGAAAGAGCAUUAGCAAAUCAAUAACUAGCAUGUUUAGUCGUAAAACGAAUGCUUCAUCCGGCUUAUCACAAAUUUACGCAUUCUUCACCGGAUCAACGAAUUCUCCAUUUUCCAGUGGAGGUGGUUCUUCUACGACAGGUCCACAGCAGACAAAUUCGACAACGACUACAACAAAUUCCCUAACUCGCGAGACUAGUUUAACAACGUUGCCUAACGUUGAACGUGCCACUACCAGUGGAACAGCACAAUCUAACUACCAAAUGCAAAACAGUGGACAAAUAACUGCACAACACUUGUCAACAGCAUCACUAUCAACGGCUAGUGCUGGUUCAACAUCAACGAUAACAAGUGUUGGCACAUUAUUAGGUGGUGGCAAUAAUAGUAUUGGUGGAGGAACCAAUUCGGAGCCAGUAUCUUUAGACUCAAUUUCAUCAAUGGGAGCUAUUGCGAAUACAAGUGGCACCGAACGCACAAGAGAUUUGGCACUAUGCGCUGUGCUACUCGAUGAAUGGCUUAAAGAACUGGCAGCCAUUGCUCAGGAACAAAGCGUUGUGCUUGUCAAUGAGCACAUUUGACAGCGCAAAAUAAGACGCAAGAAGCGUUUGUGAUUAAGGCAAUAUCUUUAUGUUUUUUGCACAGCUUUAAGCCUUAUUUCUAAUUUUAAAAUAUUUUUAUAACACACAUACGUACAAGUUAUAGUGUAUAAGGCAGGUGAUUGAAGUAGAACAUCAUAAUCCAUGCUUACGUUAGCUUGUACAGCACAAAUUUUAUAGAAUAACUAAAGUUUCAAGCAUAUUUUAAAUAUUCUGUAGUGUGUAAUUGUUUAUAUAUUAUUGUUGUAGUCUAUGGAAGUCGUAAGCGGCAAUAAGUCGUCUCUGUAGACUCUGCCGUUCUUAAAAAAUUUUAAUGAUAUAGUUUGGUGUUAUGUAGUUAACAGGAAAAAGAGGUCAGUUUUAUUUUUAGCAAAUAUUAUUUUUCCAUUUUUAGGGUUGGUUAAUGUAAUAUAAUAUAACUCUAAGUUAGAAACUUAUUUGCAUCUAUUAUUUUGCAUGUAUAUUUAUAUCUAAUAAUGUUUUCAGGCCAGUUAUUACACUCAGAUUAUAGGAAUUUAGACUUUUAGUAUUAAAAUAAUAAUCUAAUUGCACAAUAAUAUGAAAAUAAACACAAAUAUCUAAAGGGCUCUUAUAGUAUAAAUAAAAUAUUCUUUUGCAAAAGGUACAAAUCUAGGUAAUACUAUAUAUACAGGCCCUUAGCUUGAAAUAUACUUCGGGGAGAUUUCAGAUAAAAUGCUGGAUGCUUUUCUGUAUCAUUCUGUCAAAGGACGCACGAUGCAUUAAUAUUGAACAGACUUAUGUUUAUAUACAAUCCUUUGAUUUAUUUAACGAGAACGGGGCCUCUUUGACUUCCAGUCUUGGGUACGUAAUUGGAUAUAUGUUUAUACAUAUUUAUCAAACUGUCAAUGAAUUUAUUAUUUACUUAAAUCUAAGAUAAGAGUGUUAACUUAAUAGCAGCUAAACAAAAGUUUAUUUUUUCUGAUAACAUUAAAAAUAUUCCUCGUUGUAUUUAGCUUAUAAUUCUAAUAGUAACUAAAAACAAUAAAUAAGUAUACAUAUAUGAAAAAAAAGUAUUUAUGUAUAAUAAUAGACAAAAUUUUUGUUAUUAGGCUGUUCUGGUUUAAAGCUCUUAUGUACUAGAUUUUCUGUUAAGAUCCGAAGACCAGAAUAUUCGAAUAUACUAAAAUGAAUACAAGAACUGGUCCAAAACUCUAAACAUAAAAACAAUUUUCUUAUGUUAUCAAACCUCCGACCAAGAAAUAAUUUUAAUAUAUACUAUAUAAAAAUAUUGCUAUAUUUAUUAACCCAUUUUAAAUUCUUAUGGAAUCCAUAUUGUUAUCAGAAAUAUCGUUCAAAAUAGCUAAUAAAAACAUUUGUCUUUAACAACGCACAUGAUGAUUGACUUGAGCAACCUUUGUCGCCAAAUAGAGCACUAACAAUAAAACUAUAGCAUAUAUAGCAUGAAUCGAAAAAUAAUUCAUAUUAGCUGGUAGAUUGAUGUUCACUUUAAACUCUGCUUUAUGCUCUAUUGAUGAUUAAACGAAAAAGCAAUUAAAAUUUAUAUCGCUUAAAACAAAUACACAUAUUAUUUUGUAAACAUAUUUAUAAUUAUAAAUU